Molecule: messenger RNA, 6076 nt
Organism: Cuscuta campestris
Lineage: Eukaryota; Viridiplantae; Streptophyta; Magnoliopsida; Solanales; Convolvulaceae
Source: the annotation of a GenBank genome assembly
CUAUGACGUAUGUAAGGCUUUCUAUCGGGCAGACCAGCAGGAUCAAUCUCUUCAAGCAUAAUUCAUGGACUUCAAGAAGACAUAUGAAGCCUUAAAUUCAUUGAUGCCCUUCACUCCAGAUGUCAAAACUCAGCAACAACAGCGAGAGCAGAUGGCAACAAUGAGUUUCUUGGCAGGCUUGGCCCCGAGAUUUGAGGCUGCCCGAGAAAGGGUCCUUGCAGACUCUGAGGUUCCCACUUUACAGGAUGGGUACUCACGGAUUCAAUGUAGUGAAAGUGUAAAACCCAUAGAGCCUUCUGAUGGUAACGAUAGUGCUUGUCUUUUCUCGUCUUCCUCCAAGUGGGGUAUUGAUUCCGGAGCCAUAGAUCAUCUGUCAGGUAAUCCUAGCGUCUUCUCCACUUUUCAGCCCUACACAUCUCAUUCCCCUGUUACCCUUGCUGGUGGUUCCACAUCUAAGGAUCUUACGACGAAGAAGAUUAUUGGUGAAGGACGUGAGAUUAAUGGCAUGUAUCUUCUCAACACUUCCAUUCCUAAAGCAGCUGCUUGUGUUGGGAUUGAGUCACCUCUUGAGAUUCAUUAUCGUCUUGUCCCACCAAAGAUCUUUGGGUGUGCAUGUUUUGUAAGGGAUGUUCGUCCAUCUGUCACUAAGCUAGAUCCAAAAUCCUUGAAGUGCAUCUUUUUGGGGUAUUCCCGGGUUCAAAAGGGAUAUCGUUGUUACUGUCCUAGUCUUGGUCGAUAUCUUGUCUCCAUCGAUGUGAGUUUCCAUGAGCAUGUUCCUUUUUCUUCACCUACAAUUUCUGUAAAUGAGGGCGGGGGUUCUGGUGACAUUUUAUUUUACACUACCUCUAGUGCUACAAUGCCCUCUACUGGUGUGCCUCCCAUCAUUCAGGUUUACUCCCGCAGGAAAAAACCAGUUGCACCUUCAGUUGUCCCUGAAUCUCUUCCUGCCACAUUGACUGAUCAACCACCUACCCCUACACCAGUCUCAAGCCCUGAGUCAAGCACUUCGUCGUUAGAUCCUGAUCAUGCUGAUGAUCUACCCAUCGCUUUGCGUAAAGUAUCUAAUGUGAAACUCCAUGUUCCCGUUCAACUCAGUCUCUCUCAACCCAACUACAAAAAGUGGAGCCGACUUUUUCUCCUUCUUGUUCGGCGCUUCAACCUCCAGGGUUACCUCGCUGGCUCCGUCGUCCCCCUCUCCGAUGACGACGAUGAAUGGUUCCAACUCGACGCUCUCCUCCAGGGUUGGAUUCUCUCUACCAUCACCGAUGAGGUCUCAAAUCUGGUAAUCUCCUCUGUUUCUACUGCCUCUGCUCUCUGGAAAGUCGUUCACGACUUAUUCCACGACAACAAACAUGCCAGGGCCAUGCAACUGGAGCAUGAAUUUCGCACGACCAUCAAAGGCAACUCCACCAUGGCGGCUUAUUGCCAACAAUUGCAGAAUCUGGACGACUGGCUGGACGAUGUCGAUGCACCAGUCUCCCAGCACCAACUUGUUCUCCAAAUACUUCGUGGUCUUCCUGCAGAUCUUCAGGCACAAACAUCUUUCAUGCAAUUUCAGAAUCCCAUGCCCACUUUUCUGCAGGUCCGUUCUGCACUCAUGCUUCUGGAUCGACAACGGACGAGUCCCACCGACUCGGGCGACACGGCUCUUCUCACGAACCGUGCCGGUGGCGGCUACCACGGCGGUACUCCCGGCGGCUAUGGCGGACAGCAUGGCGGCACGGGCUAUGGUGACGGCAAUCCCGACAUGGGUGACCUGCACUUUUUCCUCGGCAUCAAUGUCUACCGCACAGCUCAGGGUCUUUUCCUUCAUCAGACACAGUUCACCCACGACAUCCUUGAGCGGGCAGGGAUGGUCUCCUGUCGCCCCAUAUCUACUCCCAUCGACACAAAGGCAAAGCUCUCCUCCUCCUCCGACACGGCACUUCCAGAUCCCUCCCUCUACAGGACGAGACGUAACACUGCUGUUUCCGCCCAGUCGACGGUAAGGAGUGACAACCCUGAGCAGGGUAUGAUCGUUCUUGUCAAUGGGUUGGAAACGACAUUGAAUAAUGUGGCUAACAUGAUGGCCAACAUUAUGGAACGAUUGGAUAAGGCUCUUCCAAGUCCAUCCGGUAUCCGGGACAUCCCUGCCGGGCAACCCCGUCAGGCUAGCCAGGUGGCAUCUUCUAACCGCGAACCCCGGAAGCGAAACGGCCGUAAUGGGAUCCAAGCGCCGGUCCGGUCAAUGAUGAAUUUGGAGGAGGACGAAGUUCAAAGCCAAGCCAGGGUCCCAGCGCCACGGCGUUUGGGGCCGUCGGUACCAGAAACUGGUGAGUUCCAGGAUCUGAGGCAGCAGAUCCAGGAGAUGCAGAGGAAGAUAAACAAGGGUCGAGUUUUCACUACCCGGACGAAUACUCCCCUGGCCCCAGAGAUCUUUGCGGAACCAUAUCCGCAGGGAUUCAAAAUUCCGUUCGUUAAGCGUUAUGAUGGGGAGUCAGACCCCCAGGAACACAUAAACAGCUAUGUCCAAGUGAUGAUUUCCGUAGACGCCAGUGACACACUCAUGUGCCGGUGUUUCUUGCAGACAGUUGAUAGCAAGGUCGCGGAUUGGGUCAAUCGUAUUCCUGCCGGGUCGAUCCGGACAUGGGAUGAAUUGGGACUAGUGUUCCUAGAGCAUUUUGCCGGGAACUGCCGUCCCAAGAAGCAUUUCACUCACUUAGCUUUAGGUUUUCCGGACGGCCCAAGGGGCACAAGUCCUGGGACCCCAGAGAAGCACAAAUCUGCCAAUCCAGUCUUCACAUUACCGGUGGCUGAGGUCAUGGCCCACGCUGCACAGCAGGGACUCAUGACUUAUCCAACCUAUUCUCAAAAGGUUUGCAAUGUGGAGGAUACUGGAAACUGGUGUGCUUACCAUCGCAAGAAUGAUCACAAUACAGAAGAUUGCUAUACCCUGAAGAAUGAGAUGGCAAGGCUAAUCCGCCGGGGUCAUCUGAAGAAGUUCGUGCAAGAUGGAGAUGCGGGAAAUCCCGGGAACGCUCCAAAUGGAAAGCGCAGAGAUAAAGAAGUGGCCCAGGCUGAGACCCGGGAGAAAUGCCACAUUGGGCUUGAAGAUGAAGAGGAAGAUUCGGAACCUGCACCGCAUCGCCAGAAGAGACACCAUGGGUGUAACUUCAUCAUUGGAGGGAAUACUGGCGAAGACUCAGCUGCAAGCCGGAAGAAGUGGGCAAACGCGGCGAUGGUCAACAAGGUGUUGGUCCCAGAAGGUAAGAAGCUGAAAUCUGAGCCAAUUGUAUUUUCUAAUGCUGACCUUCCAGAGACAGGGGUCCCCCAUAGGGAUGCCCUAGUGAUUACUAUUGAUAUAAUGGACUUACUGAUCCACAAAACCCUUGUGGAUACGAGAAGCUCCGUUAAUAUCAUGUAUAUGGAUACGUACAAGGCUCUUUGUUUGACAAGGGAUGAAUUGUCACCCAUCAAAACUCCACUAACCGGGUUCACCGGUGACUCUAUCAAACCGGAUGGGGUGAUAACCCUCCUGGUUGAGAUAGGGGAUACUAAGGCUACUCGGAAGUUGGACAUGGAGUUUGUUGUGGCAACUAAACAGUCGGUCAAGUACGAUACCCAAGUGGGAGAGGUGACUGCGCAACUCCUGAGGGCUGAGGAGAAACGUCCCAGAGUAGAAGUUGCUGGCGACAUUGAAGAAGUGGAACUGGAGCCAGGCACGCCGGGAAGGUUGGUUAGGAUUGGCAAGGGGCUGGGGGCUGAACUCAGAUCCCGAGUGAUUUCAGUCCUUAGAAGGUUCACAAGGGUCUUUGCAUGGAGUCCAGCUGAUAUGCCAGGGCUGGAUCACAAGAUUACAGUUCAUCGCCUAAAUGUCCUGCGGGAUGCUAAACCAGUGAAGCAGAAACAGAGGCAUUUGUCGCAGGAAAGAAGAGAUUUCGUAAAAAAGGAGGUAGCGACCCUGCAGGGCAUUGGGCAUAUCCGGGAGGCUCACCGGAUUGUUGUGCUCACGAAUGAGCCUUUGGCGUCACUUACCCGAAGCCCGGCGCCAUCUGCCCGGAUGACCAAGUGGGCAGUCUUCAUCAGUCAGUAUAACGUGGAGUUCAGGCCGCGCCCAUCGAUCAAGGGGCAGGCACUCGCCGACUUUCAAGUUGAGUGCACCGCCAUGGAUGUGACAAGAGCCGAAAUUCAAACCUGGGUGGAAAAUGACUCGUGGGUAAUGAGCAUCGAUGGAUCUUCUGGAGCUCGAUCUUGUAGAGCAGGUAUCGUCUUGACCACUCCAGAAAAUUUCCGGAUCUAUUACGCUAUCAGAUUUCAAUUCCGCGUAUCCAACAAUGAAGCUGGGUAUGAGGCCCUGAUCAACGGAUUGAAGAUUCUCAAUAAGUUGGGGGUAGCCAGGGUUCAGAACGCGGAAGCUGAUGUUCUAUCCAAGCUCAGCGCAGAGUCACCAGAAUACAUAAGCAAAUUAGCAACAAUCGAGGAGCUGGCAACCCCAAGUCUUAACAGAAAUGAGGUGAUCUGGGUAUCAACUGACCCCCCGGAAUGGCUGGACAGGUUGGCCAGAUACAUUGAAGACGGUGAGGCCCCGGAGGAUCCCCAAGAAGCACGUCUGUUGCGAAUGAGGGCACCUACCUACAAGAAUAUGCCCGGGAGGCCAGCCACGAAUUACACGCCCCUCAGCUCUGUGAUUCCCUUCUCAGGAUGGGGGAUUGAUAUUGUGGGAGCCCUGCCGAAAGGAGCUGGGCAGGCAAGGUGGAUUGUCGUGGCAAUAGACUAUUUCACCAAGUGGGUGGAAGCUGAGCCACUUGCUGGGAUUACCGGAAGGCAGAUGAUCGACUUCGUCGGAACAAACAUACUCUGCAGGUUUGGGGUCCCGAGGCAGAUCAUAUCUGACAAUGGAACCCAGUUUGAGGAAGCAGAGUUUCAAGACUUCCUCAAAACUUGGGGAAUUCAGCAUACAAAGGUGUCUGUUGCCUAUCCUCAGGCUAAUGGACAAGUGGAGAACGUCAACAGGACAAUCAUAGACGGAAUAAAGAAGAAGCUACUUUCAGAAGGAAGCAAAUGGGUAGAUGAGCUACCCAGGAUCCUAUGGACAUACAUGACAACUCCAAGGAGAGCUACAGGUGACACUCCUUUUGUCUUAGCUUAUGGUUUUGAAGCCCGGGCUCCCGCUGAGGUAGUAAUCCCCACCAAGAGAGAAAUGGAAUAUGACCCGGAGGUGAACAAACAGAAUCAGGCCGCAGAGCUGAAUUUUGUAGAGGAACGAAGAGAUGAAGCACGGAUCCGGGCAGAGAAUUAUCGUCGCCAGGUGAAAUCUUACUUUGAUAGCAAGGUGAAACCAAGGGCAUUCCAGGUAGGGGAUUACGUCCUGAGGAAACGAGAGAAAAGUCAACAAACUAAGGGUGGGAAGCUGGCUAAGAAGUAUGAAGGACCUUAUAUCAUCAAGGCCGUUGUUCGCCCAGGAAACGAGGAAAAGAAAUUUGAUUUGCAGGGGCCUAGGCACAGAAGGAGGGCCUAUUGCGUCCAUGCAGUCAACAAGAAGGAGGUGGGGGUCCCUUCCAUGGGCUCCUUCUCUUUGAGGAGGAACACGUUGUGGAAUCAGCGGCCUCCCAGAUGUCAUAGUCUUCCCAUGUCCCAGGUCGGGGAGCUGUGGCCCUCAAUGAAGAACCAUCGUUGGGAGACUUCAACAAGCUUGGAGAAGCAGUCCGGCUUUCACAUGAAGAUGGCUGUCCAUAUGACUGCUGAGGGGAGGGGGAACCCUGAGAGGAAGGCCUCGCACCAGAGAUUAACCGGGAAGCUCCUGAGUGGGGAUUGCGUCUCUUCUGCGGACGGGACGUGCCAAGACAGCGAGAAGAAGCUUCCGUUCUGGCACCGUUAAGAGGGGCGGUGGAACCCGGAAGAGCACCCCCUGAUGCCAGUUGGGGGAGAUGAGGGUGAUUCUCCUCCCUGGGCAAGGGAGAAGUCACUGAUUGCUCAGAAGCGAGAGAAGGCCCAGAAGAGAGUUCAGGUGUUGGGGCCCCAAGUGAGGGGAAUGCCAACGAAGAAGAAUCAGAAGAAGAAUCGUAAAUAGUAAGAUCAAUGAAGACAACUUUGUUGG